This is a messenger RNA of Aspergillus caelatus, 369 nucleotides long. RefSeq lists its product as uncharacterized. Bases 66 to 332 code for a protein of 88 amino acids. NCBI's taxonomy places the organism in Eukaryota, Fungi, Ascomycota, Eurotiomycetes, Eurotiales, Aspergillaceae. The transcript has a single exon. The record is from RefSeq and is a predicted model, not a curated record.
CGACUGACUAAUAAUUACUUUACUUCAUGGAUACCAAACAAAGAGGCAAAAUUUAAAGCUAGUUCAUGUUGUUUUUCUACUGGCUUCUCACGAGACCGCGGUGGAACCCAAAGGAUGCCGAUUAUUACUUGGUUUGGGGGUUUGUUUAUGAUUUUAUGACUGCUCAUCUUGCCUUGGUCUGUGGAGUUUCGGUGGUUUUUGUUCUCCACAAACAGCAGUCGAACGUGUCUCAUCGUUGUGACAGAACAGGGACCAUCGUCAGUGUAAGUAAUGCGAAUACGAGGUUUCACCUGCGGGCGAAGUCCAGAUCGCGUCCUGGAACCAUUCCAUGAGCAAAACAAACCCCAGAGUGGUGUGCUGUCCUGUGAC